This is a messenger RNA of Penicillium maclennaniae, 1188 nucleotides long. RefSeq names its product cystathionine gamma-synthase. The coding region runs from base 1 to 1188 and encodes 395 amino acids. The record is from RefSeq and is a predicted model, not a curated record. Gene Ontology annotation, cellular component: cytoplasm. Gene Ontology annotation, biological process: transsulfuration. Gene Ontology annotation, molecular function: pyridoxal phosphate binding; carbon-sulfur lyase activity. The transcript has 2 exons. Lineage: Eukaryota; Fungi; Ascomycota; Eurotiomycetes; Eurotiales; Aspergillaceae.
AUGUCCAACGGUAUUUCUACACUUUCACUUCACGCGGAUGACGCGUUGAACGUUGUCACCGACGUUGCUCCACCCAUGCACUUGGCCACCACCUUUCGAUAUCCCGAUGAUCCAGCUGCCUUAAUCCCCGCGGCUGAUGCACCUUCCGGCACCCUGGCCGCCUCCAACCCAUCAUCCCACAUAUAUUCCCGCGCCUCCGCACCCAACCCAUCACGCUUCGAAGCCAUCCUCUCUUCCAUCCUCCACGGCGACGCAGUAAGCUACUCCUCAGGCCUAUCCGCCCUUCACGCAGCUCUCACUCUCCUCAACCCGCGACGUAUCUCCAUCGGCGAAGGCUACCAUGGCUGCCACGGCGUCAUUGCCCUCUUCACCCGCUGCACCGGUCUACAAAAACUCCCUCUAGACUGCGCCGCCUCGGACCUCUCAAAAGGCGAUGUAAUUCUUCUCGAAACACCCAUCAACCCCAAAGGAACUGCAUUCAAUAUAUCCGCAUACGCUGAGAAAGCCCACGCGCGCGGCGCCUUCCUCAUCGUCGACUCAACCUUCGCCCCACCAACUCUCCAAGACCCAUUCCUCCACGGCGCCGAUCUCGUCAUGCACUCUGGCUCCAAAUACUUCGGCGGACACAGUGAUAUUCUCUGUGGUGUCUUGGCCACCCAGUCCAAGGAAUGGUACAAACAACUCCUCUCCGACCGCGUCUUCCUCGGGUCAGUAAUGGGAAACAUGGAAUCCUGGCUCGGCGUUCGCAGUCUCCGAACUCUCGAAGUGCGCGUCACCCGACAGAGCGAUAAUACCGCACGGCUAGUCUCUUGGCUUCACAAUGCACUGCACACUCCCUCUCCAGCACCAGCAUCCGACGAAGCAGCCGUCCAGGCUGUUUUGGACGAAGUAUUUCACGCGAGUUUGCAGCCGCAGGAAGAGUGGUUGAAGACGCAGAUGCCUAAUGGAUUUGGGCCUGUGUUUUCCAUCACGAUGAAGGAAGAGAUGGUGGCUAGGACUUUGCCGAGUAAAUUGCAUUUGUUCCAGCAUGCUACUAGCCUGGGUGGGGUGGAGAGCUUGAUUGAGUGGAGGACAUUAUCUGAUAUGACUGUUGAUCGGAGGUUGUUGAGGGUUAGUAUUGGGUUAGAGAAUUGGGAGGAUCUGAAGGGUGAUUUCGUUCAGGCUUUCAAAGAGUUGGCUGGGCUGUGA